GGCUGACGUCAGCGCGCCGGGGUCGGGAAAAGCGCGCGUCGGGGAGCGUGGGCUUGCCCGAGAGCGGCGGGCCCACUACGUUGUGCUUUCUCACUUCCGAACGGUCCCCCGCCGGCCGGAGCCACCGGCCGCUGCCCGUCCGCGGCCGCUGAGCCGCGCCUGCGCAGCGCCCCCGGCCCGUGCGGGGUGCGCCGGCAGCCAUGGCGCACCGCUGCCUGCUGCUGUGGGGCCGGGGCGGCUGCUGGCCCCGCGGCCUGCCCCCGCUGCUCGUUACCGGCGGCGGCGUGGGCCCCAACAAACAGGCCUACCUCCGGACGCUUUAUCGCUAUGCUACAACUCAAGCAACGACAAGCAGAAACUCACUUUUGACAGAUGUAAUUGCUGCUUAUCGAAGAUUCUGUUCUCGUCCUCCGAAAGGAUUUGAAAAAUACUUUCCUAAUGGAAAAAAUGGAAAAAAUGGGAAAAAAGCUAGUGAACCUAAAGAAGUUACGGGAGAAAAAAAAGCAGAAUCAAAGCCAGCUGCUUCCCCACGACCUUCUGGAGGAGGAGUUGGUGGCGGUGGAAAACGAGGUGGCAAGAAAGAGGAUUCUCAUUGGUGGACCAGGUUUCAGAAGGGUGACUUUCCAUGGGAUGACAAGGAAUUCAGGAUGUACUUUCUCUGGACUACUCUGUUUUGGGGUGGAGUCAUGUUUUACUUCUUGUUCAAGAGCUCUGGAAGAGAAAUCACAUGGAAGGACUUUGUCAACAACUAUCUUUCCAAAGGAGUAGUAGACAGACUGGAAGUCGUCAACAAGCGUUUUGUUCGAGUGACUUUUACACCAGGGAAAACUCCUGUUGAUGGGCAAUACGUCUGGUUUAAUAUUGGCAGUGUGGACACCUUUGAACGGAAUCUGGAAACUUUACAGCAGGAAUUGGGCAUAGAAGGGGAGCAUCGGGUACCUGUUGUCUAUAUUGCUGAAAGCGAUGGUUCCUUCCUCCUGAGCAUGUUGCCCACGGUGCUCAUCAUCGCUUUCUUACUGUAUACCAUACGAAGGGGGCCUGCUGGUAUUGGUCGGACAGGCCGUGGUAUGGGUGGACUCUUCAGUGUUGGAGAAACCACUGCCAAGGUCUUAAAGGAUGAGAUAGAUGUGAAGUUCAAAGAUGUGGCUGGCUGCGAGGAGGCCAAGCUAGAGAUAAUGGAAUUUGUGAAUUUCUUGAAAAACCCAAAGCAGUAUCAAGACCUAGGAGCAAAAAUUCCAAAGGGCGCCAUUCUCACUGGCCCUCCAGGCACCGGGAAAACACUGCUGGCCAAGGCCACGGCCGGAGAAGCCAACGUCCCUUUCAUCACUGUUAGUGGAUCCGAGUUUUUAGAGAUGUUUGUUGGUGUGGGUCCAGCUAGGGUUCGAGACUUAUUUGCCCUUGCUCGGAAGAAUGCCCCUUGUAUUCUCUUCAUUGAUGAAAUAGAUGCCGUGGGAAGGAAGAGAGGAAGAGGCAACUUUGGCGGGCAGAGUGAACAGGAGAAUACACUUAAUCAGUUGCUUGUGGAAAUGGAUGGUUUUAACACAACAACAAAUGUAGUCAUUUUGGCAGGCACCAAUCGACCAGAUAUCCUAGAUCCCGCACUGAUGAGGCCAGGGCGCUUUGACAGGCAAAUCUUUAUUGGACCACCGGACAUAAAAGGAAGAGCCUCUAUUUUCAAAGUUCACCUCAGACCCCUAAAACUGGACAGUUCCUUGGAAAGGGAUCACCUGGCAAGAAAACUUGCAUCCUUAACCCCAGGGUUUUCAGGAGCUGAUGUAGCUAAUGUCUGUAAUGAAGCUGCUUUGAUUGCUGCGAGACACCUUUCAGAGUCCAUAAACCAGAAACACUUUGAACAAGCAAUCGAAAGAGUGAUUGGUGGCUUAGAGAAAAAAACCCAGGUUCUGCAGCCCGAGGAGAAGAAAACGGUGGCGUACCACGAGGCAGGCCACGCGGUUGCCGGCUGGUAUCUGGAACAUGCAGACCCACUUCUAAAGGUGUCCAUCAUCCCAAGGGGCAAAGGCCUGGGUUACGCUCAGUAUUUACCCAGAGAGCAGUACCUGUACACCAAAGAGCAGCUCUUGGACAGGAUGUGCAUGACUCUGGGUGGCCGGGUGUCGGAAGAAAUCUUCUUUGGAAGAAUUACAACUGGUGCUCAAGAUGACCUGAAAAAAGUGACUCAGAGUGCAUAUGCCCAAAUUGUUCAGUUUGGCAUGAAUGAAAAGGUUGGACAAAUCUCCUUUGACCUUCCACGUCAGGGUGACAUGGUAUUAGAGAAACCUUAUAGUGAAGCCACAGCAAGACUGAUAGAUGACGAAGUACGAAUACUUAUUAACGAGGCUUAUAAAAGAACAGUAACUCUUCUCACAGAAAAGAAAGCCGAUGUGGAGAAAGUUGCUCUUCUAUUAUUAGAAAAAGAAGUAUUAGAUAAAAGUGAUAUGGUUGAACUUUUGGGCCCCAGACCAUUUGCGGAAAAAUCUACCUAUGAAGAAUUUGUGGAAGGCACUGGCAGCUUGGAUGAGGACACUUCACUUCCAGAGGGCCUGAAGGACUGGAACAAAGACCGGGAGAAGGAGAAGGAAAAGGAAGUGUCCCCAGAGGAGAAAAUCGCCAAUCAGAUCCGAGGAGGGAGGCCGUUUUAGCUUGUGUUGUGGGUUCAAUUUGCACGUUAUUUCAACUCUGGCUUUCUCAGAAGAAUGAGAACACUGCUAAGUUGAUCUUAACCAGCUGCUGACCAGUCAAAGUGGUGGGGAGAGGAGUACUUAAUCCUCAGCUUCAGCAGUCCCCGAGGGGUGCGGGGUGAUUUCCCCAGGCCUUGGGCUCUUGGACAGCGGCUGGAGAGUGGAGCUCGGUGCCCGGCACUGGCCCCGCUCCACCAUUAGUGAAGCCAGCAGAACACGUCAGGGAGAGAAUCUGAAAGCUUGCCAGCGUGGGGGAGGCCUGUAUUUUCACUUUCCAUCGCCCCACCCUUCAUUCCCAUUUCCCUUCAGAGGCUGUGAAAUUAAAUUGAAUUCCUGAUACGAAUAUUUAAAUUUGACUAAUACUUUGAAGAUCGGAUCCAGACCACAUGUUGCUGUUUUACUGGAAUGAUUUUCUACAGAGAGCUGUAACAUAGUAAAAAAAUAUGAAUGUAUUAUGUAAAUACGGCUUCUUUACAUCAGAAAUAAAGUGUAAACAUUUUACUUUUUUCUCCUGA
Molecule: messenger RNA, 3193 nt
Organism: Pipistrellus kuhlii (Kuhl's pipistrelle)
Lineage: Eukaryota; Metazoa; Chordata; Mammalia; Chiroptera; Vespertilionidae
Gene: AFG3L2
Product: AFG3 like matrix AAA peptidase subunit 2
Exons: 17
Coding region: 201-2639 (812 amino acids)
Biological process (GO): mitochondrial protein processing; protein-containing complex assembly
Cellular component (GO): membrane; m-AAA complex
Molecular function (GO): ATP hydrolysis activity; ATP-dependent peptidase activity; zinc ion binding
Source: RefSeq, a predicted model, not a curated record